AUGGGAGAAUUAAGACCAUCUAGGAUGUCCGUACAACUUACGGAUCGUUCUGUUAAAUUCUCCUUAGGCAUGUUAGAGAACGUUCCGGUGCGCACAGAUCAAUUAUAUAUUCCUACUGAUUUUAUAAUCAUGGACAUAAAAGAGGAUUCCAAUAUCCCUAUCAUAUUAGGAAGACCAUUCUUAGCCACUGUCGGAGCUAUUAUAAAUGUUAAGAAAGGCAAGCUAACCUUUGAAGUUGGUGAGAAAAAAGUCGAAUUUAUUUUGACGCAAUUCUUAAAGGCAUCAACUAUAGACGAUACAUGUUGUCUGCUAGAUGUCAUCGGCGAAUGUGUAAGAGAAAUGGAGAAUGAACAAACUCAUACUCCGAAAUACUGA
Lathyrus oleraceus (garden pea) is the source of this 375-nucleotide messenger RNA. RefSeq lists its product as uncharacterized. The transcript has a single exon. NCBI's taxonomy places the organism in Eukaryota, Viridiplantae, Streptophyta, Magnoliopsida, Fabales, Fabaceae. The record is from RefSeq and is a predicted model, not a curated record. Bases 1 to 375 code for a protein of 124 amino acids.